Molecule: messenger RNA, 957 nt
Organism: Nannochloropsis gaditana CCMP526
Exons: 2
Molecular function (GO): 3'-5'-RNA exonuclease activity
Source: RefSeq, a predicted model, not a curated record
UCAAGUGCGUGGAGGAGACCGGUAUAAGACCAGAUGCCCCCCCCUCCCUCCCUCCCUUCCUCCUCUCCUUCCUCGUCCCCUUCCUCCUCCUCCCCCUCCCCCUCCUCCCCGCCCCUACCCUCGUCACCAAUGUCAUCACCCUCUCCGUCCGCCCUCGUCGUCUCCUCCCCUCCGCGUUUUCUCCUCGUGCAAUGUCUUCCCCUCGUCCUCCUCUUGACCGCGCUCACCUCCUCCUCUGCCUUCCUGCGCGUUACCCCUGCCUUGCCCGCCCGCCGCGCUUUUGCCCCUUCUCCUCUUGAAGCCAUGACGUUCCGUAUCACGAGCGCGAACCUCCUUGCCCCCAUUUUUAAACGCGUCGACAGUAACGGCACCCGUGAGAGUGCCUUUGAAGAGCAAUACCUCCGCCGACACAGCCGCGUCAUAGACAGGCUGUUGGGCAGCAGGGACGGGGAGGACGAGAGACUUCUACCGGACGUGCUCUGCGUGCAGGAGUUUUGGACGCAGGGCUCUGCCUAUCGGCGGCUGUACGCCUCUCGUCUCUGCGAGGAGAAAGGGUACAAGCUGGUGGAGGUGGAGCGGACGAACGCGAGGGGAGACGGCGUCGCCUGCUUUGUCUCCCCGCGCGUGGAGCUGGUGGACUACCGACCCAUCUUCUUCUUGGACUGCGGUGACCGGGUGGGCCUCCUCUGUCGGGUGCGGCUAAGGGACGAGGAAGCGGGGGAGGGCGGGGAGCAGGAACAGUGCGACCUGCUGGUGGUGAACACGCACCUCCUCUUCCCCCACAACGCCUACUCAAGCCGUAUCCGCCUCCGGGAGGUGCAGAAGAUCCUGGGCUUCAUCGACAAGUACAAACACGACGAGGAUCUCGGCCCCCUCCCCAUCAUUUUCACGGGGGACUUAAACGGCUCGCCCAAGGGGCAGGUCUUCGAAUACCUCCGUCACAAGGGCUUCGUCUCC